This is a messenger RNA of Porites lobata, 3480 nucleotides long. The record is from the annotation of a GenBank genome assembly. NCBI's taxonomy places the organism in Eukaryota, Metazoa, Cnidaria, Anthozoa, Scleractinia, Poritidae.
AUGCUGGCAAAAAACUACUUUACUCGUGCCUUUUUGUCGACUUUGUUGACCCUGUGUCGUGUCAACAGCUUAAGUAUUCCUGAAUUCCCUCCGCGAAUUAUUGUGUAUGAGGAUAAAAACUUUCUCACCGGACACCUUCAGCCACUUGGGCAUCAACGUUCUCCCAGUGGAGCAGUUAAAGAGUACACUGAGGCUGUCCGACCGGAAGAGUUUUGGGAAAAGCAUGUGAACCUUUCUGUUCCGCUUGUGCUCCGCCAAGGAAUUGGAAAAUCACCAGCUUUAAAUACGUGGAUAAAUGAUGAUUAUUUGAGAGAUAGCUACGGUGAAUUAGAUGUACUAAUCGAGUUAAAGGAAGAAGAUAGAGCACACUCGACUAGAAGAAUGAACAUCUCCGAGUUUCUGUCUCGGUACAAACAUGAAGAUAUUUACGCUGUUAGUCUUCUACCAGAUCCUAUGAGAAAAGAAAUCCAGGUAACCAGGGUGUAGCUCUUUAUAAGUAAAAAUUUUAAUGUCCAUAAUUUUACACCGUAAUUAACACCUUCACGACUUAUUUCUCUGAAUGCAUCUUGUCCGGUAAAUUCAGUUUUCAAUGUUGAUUUUAAACUUCUCCUCCAUCAAACAAAUGAGGGCAAGCCUAAAAAUGACAAAGGGAUGAACUCCAGAUUUUGGAUCAGGCUACAAAAAAUUAUUUUUUUCAAAGAGAGCCAUCUUUUUAAUGCAGGUUCCAAACUGUUUAGCCUAUGUGGUUCUUUCCUUGACUACAUUCAUGAAACCAACUUUUGGAUGAGCUCUGGAGGAACACGCUCAGUCAUCCAUUAUGAUGCAGAUCACAACCUCCACUGCCUGGUUUCUGGACGUAAAGAUUUUAUCAUGAUUGAGAGAAAAUAUGCUGAAGACUUGUACUUCUUUGAAAUGGUAUGGUAAUAAUAUUAUUGAAAGACUUAACAAAAACUUUAUUUUAAAAGAAGCAGAUAAUAAAACAGAAGCACUGCCCAGAGCUAGCAAGACUAUUCAAGGUGGGACAGUGCAUGCAAAAAACCAAAAAUUUGUGUUAAGGCUAACUAAGGAAAGUUUAUAGACUUAUUUCUUGGCAAAAUAAUAUUAUUAUCUUAAGCAAACCCAGCAUGUUCUCCCCUGCCACGAUAUCAUGUUUGAAACCCUCCUAAUGCAGCUCUCCUCAGAUUUUCUCCUCUUGGUUUGCCCCACCCAAACCCAUUCUGUACCCUAAUUCACUGUCAAACAUCAUAAGUUUCUUCAUUUAUUUAAGCCUUUAAACACCCACCUGCCUCUUUUAAUGCAAACUUUAAUUCCCUAUAAACCUUUACCUUCUUUGCCAGGCCAAACCCUCCUAAACCUUUGAAAUCUCUUCUUGACUAUGACCUUGUUCGACUUAUUUGAAUCCAGUGCCCCACAAACUGAAUAUUAUAUAAUUUCUAUUCUUAAGCUUUUUUCAUUUUCCAACAUGAACUGCCCCAUUUAAAUUAACUUUCAGCCAUCCUAGGUAACCCUUUACUUUCUGAUUUUUUUUUUUUCAGAAAGAGUAUUCAGGAUCAUCAUUUUCUGGAAUUGACCCUAAUAGUGUCGACUUGGUGCAAUUCCCACAAGUAGCUAAGGUUCCAUGGACAUAUGCUACACUCAGCCCAGGAGACUGUAUCUAUAUUCCUGCAGGUAAAAAAUAUCAGUAAAAAAUCAACAAUCUUUUAUUAAAUUGUUAUCUUCCAGAUCAUUCUAGCCAACACAUGGUGAUCCAAAGUCUCUACCUGGAUCAAAGCAACACAGAAAGCUAUGAGAAUCUAAAGUGAAAAUUAUAAUUGCACUUUGAAUUAUUAUCCCCAAAAACUCAUCACGACAAAUGCUUUUUAUUCAAAUAUCAAGAGUGUACUCUCCUCACUAAUCGAUAUCUUAGCCACAUACAACCCACAAUCCCUUUCUUUUCACUAACAAAGGGUCUACAACAUCCAAAAUUAAUUGUCAGCUGUUUACAAUGCAAAAUUUACUUAAUCAACUCAUGUGAUAAACUUCGUUCCCCCGCCAUCCAGUGAUACUUUAAAGAAUCAGCCAGUUCUAAAAAAUUUUUAACGUGUACACUUGGCUCUGAGGUUGAGGGGUAUAAAGCAAAAGAAAGUGAAUGGAGAUGCAGAGGUAAACAAUUAAUUUCUUUUGUUUUAUUCUCGUCAGUGUCAAUAUUAUGAAUUUUGAUAAUGGGUCUUGAAAGUCCCCCUGCCUCACCCCUCUGCACUGUUGGAAAAUAGCCCACUGGCUUAUCUCCUGCCAGUUGGGAUUUUUAGUUCAAGGCAGACAAACAAAUGAAAACAUUGCUUUGUUUUUUCAACAGAAUGCAUCCACCAGGUCAGAUCAUACAAGAGAACAAUAUCAGCAACAAUUCUUUUCACCUCUGGACCUCUUUUGGACACACCCUUUAAACCUGAGGGUUGUAAUGAGACAUUAAAUUACACACCCCUCAGUGACGUGGAAGUGCACUGGACAUACCAAAAGGGGGAUGCAUAUAUUGAGAUGGGGUACAUGAAUGUAGAAGUAAUGAGGCACAGUCUUCUAGCUACCAUGAAAGAAAGAAAUGAAGAAAACUUAACUAAGGAGGCGUUUGUAGAGUUCUGGGGAGAUUACGAGGAACAACCGUAUGAAUACCAUGAUGAUAAUAUCAAAGAAGACCCAAGAGUAACUUUUGAAAAAUACUUGGAUAAGAAACACAAGGGAUUUGUCACAAAAGAAGAUAUAUUAAAUAUCCCAAGGGAAACUUUAAAGGCACUAGCACGACUUGUUGAUGUUCCUCAUGGGCCCCAAGCUAAGACUGAAAAUGGUGCAAAACUGGAUAAGAAACUUGCUGUGCAUGAAGACCUAUAAUGAUACAAGGAUGAAAGCAUUAUUAUUUAUUACCUAUCAGUUGAUACUAUUAAAAUACAGUGUACAGUAGAGUUUGUUAUUUUCUAGAGUACAAAGAUUUUUCUGACGUGAGAGAAGUUAGAAGAUUACUCAAAACUUGAACAAAGAUUAUAGAUUCUCACAGCAGUCGAGUAUCGAAAGUAGAGAGCAAAUUACUCGAAACUAAACAAAGGCCAUUCUGGUUUGAUGAGUCUCACAGGAAUUGAGAAUCGAGAAUCGAGAGACGCAACAAUGGAGAAUUGAGUCUCGAUUCUCGACUCGAUUCUCUAUUCUCGAUUCUCGCGAGGAUCGAGAAUCGAGUGUCAACUUACUUUUGAACAGUACCACAUAUUUAUAAGCCAAAGAAAGUGUCAGGAGCUUCAAAAGACAGCAACUUAAAGCUGGGGUACAGUCUACUAUUGCAAUGUAGCUAAGACAGUCAUGCUAUAAUCAUGUAUGGCCAAAUGAAAUACACAGUAGCAGUCAGUUAAUCAAAUUCCUGUUUCUGUGUGAAAACAACUUGCUAUUCUCUGCCAUUUAGGAGCAAAGAUAAGACGUGCCACCUGUCCAGAAAACCUUACUAACAAAUAAAAUUUAAAU